This is a messenger RNA of Stylonychia lemnae, 1503 nucleotides long. NCBI's taxonomy places the organism in Eukaryota, Ciliophora, Spirotrichea, Sporadotrichida, Oxytrichidae. The record is from the annotation of a GenBank genome assembly.
AUGAUAAAAUACAGACUAAUUAGAAAAUUAGGAGAAGGUACUUUCUCUGAGGUCCUCAAGGCAUAGUCCGUUGCCACCAACCAGUAUGUGGCAAUUAAAUGCAUGAAGUCACAUUUUGACUCGAUUGAGCAGGUCUAAAAUUUGAGAGAAAUCAAAGCUCUUUAAAGGCUCUCACCUCAUCCACAUAUCAUUUAGUUGAUUGAGGUUCUUUAUGAUGAGCCAACAGGUAGACUUGCUUUAGUUUUUGAACUGAUGGAGAUGAAUCUGUAUGAAGCAAUAAAAGGAAGAUAAAACUAUCUAGCAGAAGCUAGAGUAAAGAAUUACAUGUACUAAUUAUUCAAAGCAGUUGAACACAUGCAUAGAAAUGGCAUCUUCCACAGAGAUAUCAAACCUGAAAACAUUCUCAUUAUGGGAGAUACAGUUAAAUUGGCAGAUCUUGGAUCUUGUAGAGGUUUAUAUUCAAAGCCACCCUUCACUGAAUAUAUCUCAACCAGAUGGUAUCGUGCUCCAGAGUGCCUGCUGACAGACGGUUACUAUGGUUACAAAAUGGAUAUAUGGGGAGCAGGAUGUGUGUUUUUUGAGAUCCUUUCUCUUUUCCCUCUCUUCCCAGGCAACAAUGAGCUCGACCAAAUCAAUAAAAUUCAUAACAUUAUGGGAACGCCAGGUCAGGAAAUCUUAGAUAAUUUUUAAAAACAUGCCACACAUAUGGAGUUUAAUUUUUAGCCUAAGAAAUUUGUGGGAAUCUAGAAGCUUGUGCCUCAUGUCAGUUCGGAAGCCCAGGAUGUUAUUAUGAAAAUGAUUAUAUAUAAUGCUGAUGAUCGUUAUACUGCCUCACAGCUUCUGAAGCAUCCCUACUUUAAGGAUCUACGAGACGCAGAUUAACAUCAAAUGAGUCAAAUAACUGCUGGUCCGCAAGGCUUCGCCAAGUCCGUAUCUUCUAACCUGUAGGAUAAUUUAUCUUAAUAUUCGAGAAGAAAUUCCGACAAUGUAAGCGAGGCCGGCGAUCAGAGUUUCAAUAACAAGAGCUUUUAAAAGAAGCAGAACAAGAGAGUUGACAAGAAAAAGGUGCUUCCUAGCAACAAGAAGUUCCCUGAACUUAAAUUAAUGAUCAGCGGAGAAGGACGAAACUCAAAUAAUACCUUCUCAUCAGAUGAGGAUAAUAUGUAAUUCCCACCCAUUAAAAAGAUCCAGAAUAAUGGUCCAGGAACCAACGUAAAUGAUAACUAUGUAAAGAAUAUAAAGAAAAAUCCAUAAGCUAAGCCUGGGGUAGUGAGUGGCCUCGGAAUACAAGGAGGAAGCAUACCAGCUGAAUUCAGGCAGACAAUGAAGCACAACAACUCCAAUCAAUCAAUAUCAGGAAAGAAAUUCGUGGGAACUAUGAAAUAACCUGCACCAGGGGGAGUAGCUGCCGGAGUUGUAAUGCAAGGUGUAGCUAACAACAACAAUAAUAAGAAAAACUACAUGUCUCCCUAUUCCUAGAAAAUAGUGUAAAAACCCAAUUGA